AUGUCGGGGUCUCGAGUAGUGUUCGACGGCUUAUGGCGCUGCCUUUGCCCCUCUGUCGAUACGCAAGCUGCGGCUAGGCUUCCCAAUUCACAGAUUGUUCCCAGAGCGUCGCUCGCAACGCGCCAGCGAAGACACCUCGUCCCAUCCGCCCGCCGUCCUGCGAAUCGCACACAAUGCCGAAGAUACACGGCCGCCACACCUUCAAGCCCGCAGGCAGAAGGAGACUUGAAGCCUUAUGAUCCCGAAGAACCAGUGGACGCCGACGCAGCUCGACAUACAGAAGGUCCCGAAACUGUCGACGAUAAUCUCCCCGCCGUGAACGAGCAGCUCCGAGCAGCCCCGCUGCCCGCCAUCCUCGAUGCCCUGGAGGUCCUCCGGGGCCAGCCCAAGAGCUUCAAGAAGGUCGCAACAAUCAUCACAUAUCUGGUGCGGGCUAGAGGUGUUGAGCUCACCCCGAAGUUCUACGAGGACUUGAUCGUUGCUACGGCCGAUGUUCAAGGAUCGGCGGCGUUUCUAGCACAGCUUUUCGCGGAGAUGAAGCGACUGCAGUUCACAACGUCACCUUCGAUCUCCCAUGCCGCAUUGGCUGCUCUCGCGAUACACCCCGACUACCUACUUCGGAACGAGAUCCUUGCAGCCAUGAAGCAGUCAUGGACCGAGGUCGACACCCCAGGACAGACCCAUGUCGCCCUCGGGCUACUCCGCGACGGACAAAUCGAGCUUGCUUACGACGCAAUAGAAAACCUCAUACACAAGCAGGUACCCAUCGCUUCCUGGGUUUUCGAUGUCUUCGUCUUCACGCUCGCCCAGCACGGUUUUAUAGACGAGGCGAUCAAGCUGGCGCACAGCAAAGUCCACUCUUCCGAUAGCGAGACCGACGUUGCGUUGUGGUAUGCGCUGCUCGACAAUUGCUCCGAGGCCUAUCACUACGAGGGCACGCGAUACAUAUGGGGCAGGAUGCUGGAUAAGGACAAGGAGCAGCUUUCGGACGGCGUCCUCCUGAACAUUAUCAACACAGCUGCCAGGCAUCACGACUAUCAGCUUGCCACAGGAGCAGCGCGUUUCGUCACACAGAGAGGUGGGAAACUUGUUGCGCACCACUACGAGGCGCUGAUCGAAUGCUACGGCGGCGUCGGAGAUAUUGUGAGCGCAUUGCGGGUCCUCUGCAUCAUGUUCAAGGCCAUAUCCGUUGCCCCAUACGCCAGCACCCGUCCAAUCUAUCAGAGAAUCAAGAAAGAGCCAGAGAGCAUCGACCCGGCUCUCAAGACUCUUACUGAGCUUGUCCGCAAUUACAAAGUCCCCAUUGCCGCGCUCAACGUCAUGGUUGAAGCCGCUGUCGAGACACACGGCUAUGCGAAAGCGCUAGAGAUUUACCAGAAUGCGCAUAAGUAUACCGAGGCCAGCCCCAAUCAUGUCACCAUUCGCUACGUCCUCCAAGCGUGCGAGGAUACAGAAACUCUCAAGGCUCUUGUUGCGCAAAACCCAGAGCUGGCCCUGAAAGGCGAUCGCAAUGUCUUUGCGAGAGUCGUGUAUGAGUAUGCCGUGGCUGGUGAGCUGGACCUCGCGUACAAGUGUGUGAGAUUGUUCGGCGAAGCUCCCGCGCUGAUUGAAGGGCAGCAACCAGAACAGUCCAGUUUUUGGAUAAACAGGAAAACCCUUCUCACUCUCGUCAGAAAGUCUCUUGACGCACAGGACGUGCGCGUGUGGUGGUUGAUCGAACAGGCCGAGAGACGGAAUAUGGACGUCCAGUCGGGCUUAUCGAAGCUGAUGGCAUCCGUUGCUGACGAGAUCAAGAGAAGUUCGGGGUUGGACCGAGAGAAUCCCGAGAUGACAUAUCGCUUCCCAUCUUAA
Colletotrichum phormii is the source of this 1851-nucleotide messenger RNA. Its product is annotated as pentatricopeptide repeat domain-containing protein. Lineage: Eukaryota; Fungi; Ascomycota; Sordariomycetes; Glomerellales; Glomerellaceae. The record is from RefSeq and is a predicted model, not a curated record. The transcript has 2 exons. Gene Ontology annotation, molecular function: protein binding; mRNA binding. The coding region runs from base 1 to 1851 and encodes 616 amino acids.